Messenger RNA from Exophiala xenobiotica, 1594 nucleotides. RefSeq lists its product as uncharacterized. The coding region runs from base 148 to 1542 and encodes 464 amino acids. Lineage: Eukaryota; Fungi; Ascomycota; Eurotiomycetes; Chaetothyriales; Herpotrichiellaceae. The record is from RefSeq and is a predicted model, not a curated record. Gene Ontology annotation, molecular function: transmembrane transporter activity. Gene Ontology annotation, cellular component: fungal-type vacuole membrane. The transcript is spliced from 3 exons. Gene Ontology annotation, biological process: transmembrane transport.
AGAAAAGCGUAUGUAAGCACGCGUAUACGGCAGCCCUAACAAUAUUCGACUCGCCAACAGCAAUACAGCGCACUGCUCAAAUAUAGCGUCGUCAUCAAUAAGUAUCAGGUCCCUCUUGCGCAGGAACAAGACCAUAGGAUAGCCGAAAUGGCCGAGAGCGAACAAGUCGAUCCUCCACACACCUUCGAUAUGACAGACGAUAUACCGAACAAUGCUCACACUGAAUUGGCGCCUAUGGACCGUGGGAAACAGGCGAACCUCAUUCUACUCGGCUGCUCGCUUCUACAAUUGCCUGUCUGGGCAUUUCCCAUAUCAUACGGCGUGUUUCAGGAGAAUUAUACAUCGCACCCGUCAGGCUUGGAGGGUGACUUGAGUAGGACCGGCAUAAUUGGCACGACACUGAAUGGCACCAUCUACCUCUGCAUGCCAAUCCUAUUCGGUCUCUUCACCAACAAGUAUGCUCAUCUUCGGCGAAAAGCUGCGGCGGCCGGUAUCAUCCUGUCAGUCGCCAGUCUGAUCUUGUCCUCCUUCGCCACACAGGUGUGGCAGCUCAUCGUCACGCAAGGCGUUAUCCAGGCCCUAGGCAGCACUCUCCUCUUCAGCUCGAGCACCAUUUAUAUCGAUGAAUGGUUCAUACAACGCAAAGGUUUCGCCUAUGGAACGAUUCUCUCUGUCAAAUCUGCAAUAGGCGCAGGAACACCUCUGCUCUUUGGAUAUCUCUUAUCCAGCUUAGGCUUCAGGAAUACACUUCGGAUCUGGUCCGCGGUCACUUUCGCCACGUCUGUUCCUGCUCUGUUCCUGCUCCGACCACGGUUCCAGUUGAGCAGAGACAGUAGGAGGACAAGAUCGCUGUCCUGGAGAUUCCUGCGCCAUCCGACAUUCUAUGUCUUUCAAAUCGGUAACAUAGUCUUCAGUGCGAGCUAUGGCAUGCCCCAGACUUACCUCUCCUCUUUCACCACCAAUGUUUUCGACUUUUCCACCUCCAAAAGUGCUUUGAUGGUGGCCGCUUUGAACGCUCCCAGCAUCAUUGCCAGUUUCUGGUUUGGUCUGUUGAGCGACGGCAGGCCUCUCUGGCGAGGAGGUCAUCCAUUAUCGAUAUCGACUGUGUCGGUGCUGUCAGCCAUGGGAGCUUCUCUACCGGCGUUCCUGUUUUGGGGUCUGGCUCCAAAUCAAUCUGCAGCAGGGAUUGUGCUGAUAGCCUUGUUUGCUGCUACAUAUGGGUUCUUUGCUGGUGGAUACUCUGCAAUCUGGGGAGGUAUAGUGAAAGAGAUUCGCAGAGAGGCUGAUUCUCAUCAUGAGCCUGUUGACACCGCGCUGAUUUUUGGGCUGCUGAACGGAGGCCGAGGAAUGGGAUAUGUCGCAGGAGGAUUUGCUGGUGUACAACUCCUCAAGGAAGGUGCUCUCAAUACGAGCCAUUGGGCUUAUGGGACAAGGUUUGGAUGUCUGAUCUUGUUCACUGGUCUCGGGGCCGCACUUGGAGGAAGUAGUAUUCUUCUUCAGGCGAGGCGGUUCUGGAAGUGUUGCCAUCAGAACUCGGGGUAGACUGUGAGCGCAAUGUGGUGUGUUUCCCAGCAGCCAAACUUCUCAAUCUCUG